This is a messenger RNA of Triticum urartu, 455 nucleotides long. NCBI's taxonomy places the organism in Eukaryota, Viridiplantae, Streptophyta, Magnoliopsida, Poales, Poaceae. The record is from RefSeq and is a predicted model, not a curated record.
AGUUCCAUGUGCUCCAUGCUCUGCAGAUAUCAAACAAUAAUCAAACAAGGCCAGGCGGUCGGUAUCCACGUCGAUCUCCGCUUCAUCGCCCCUGGCUACGACGUACGAGCGAUCAUGGCGGAUGCUUCUGAGAACUGCGGCAAGGACAUCAUGAAAGAGUUCUCCAAGCACAUAACAGGGCAGCUGUGGCGAGCGGAGGCGAUGAUGCUCCUCAACGCCAUCUUCGCAGGAGUCAUAGUUGGAAUAGGCGCCUUUGGCCAUCGUUAUCGCCACUAUGGCUUCACCCGCUAUCUCUUGCUGGGGCAACCACCUUGUUCCUACCCAUCAUAUCUUAUGUCCUCUCCACACAUGGCUCCACGGGUGAUGCGUUUGAUAUCGUUACCGAACGUGAAUUGGUAGCCACUUGCUGGGCAAACGGCAUGCACUCAUACAUGGUCAUAGCAUCUGCCUGCCUC